This is a messenger RNA of Mesorhabditis spiculigera, 702 nucleotides long. The record is from the annotation of a GenBank genome assembly. Lineage: Eukaryota; Metazoa; Nematoda; Chromadorea; Rhabditida; Rhabditidae.
AUGAAGUCCUCAAUUUUGGCCCUCGCCUUGCUGAUGGCCGGCGCCUCGGCGACGAUCACUGAUCUCAACUGCACAUCGGCCGGAGUGUACGACAAGUCUGCCUUCAACUGCGAGAACGUGCAAAACGACGCUUUCUGCACGGCCGUGUUCGGCACCACGGCGUUGACUGUUGGAGACAAUACUGAUCGCCCGAACGCCUGCUGGAAGGGCACCACCGACUUUGACCCGAACAUUCAAAUGGGAGCCGUGGCUUCUUGCCCCAAGACCUGCGGAUAUUGCUGCUUGUCGUCGGCGUUCACUUGCACCAACAAGGAAUUCCCUCGCGUCAACUGCAAGACGGUCACCGACGCGCAGUGCAAGGACGUUCUUUGGCGUCAAAUCUUGGCUGAUGACUGCCCGGCCCGAUGUGGAUUCUGCAAUGAUGGUGGAUGCAUCGAUGCCGCCAUCGAGUGCGCCAACGACAAGUCGAUCUGCAGGAACGUUGAUACCAUCGACUUUGCCCGCGCCAACUGCAAGAAGACGUGCGGAUACUGCGAAGGAUCGAGCACGACGGGAGUGACCGGAAGUACCACUCGGGCUUAUGGAUGCCAGGAUCAGAAUCCUAUGAUGUGCGGAAAGUGGCAACAAAACGGCUUCUGCCAGUCGUCCUUCUACCCGGAUGCCCAGAAGCGCCAGUACUGCGCCCGCACAUGCAAUAUGUGC